Zea mays is the source of this 3011-nucleotide messenger RNA. RefSeq names its product glucosamine inositolphosphorylceramide transferase 1. Gene Ontology annotation, cellular component: membrane. Gene Ontology annotation, molecular function: glycosyltransferase activity. The coding region runs from base 323 to 2560 and encodes 745 amino acids. The transcript has 4 exons. The record is from RefSeq and is a predicted model, not a curated record. Lineage: Eukaryota; Viridiplantae; Streptophyta; Magnoliopsida; Poales; Poaceae.
GUCCGUCCGCUUUGGUCGUCAGCCGUCGCGCCUCACCUCCCCGGCAAAGCAGGUCGCCACUAGGACCGCGAGGAGGCUCUGGCUCGCUGCCCGAUAUAUUGAUUAAUUAAUCGCCCGUUAAUUGCCCGCUAAUCCUCUGCCGGCCGCUGCCGCCUCGCUUUUUCUCGCUUAAAUAAUUGCCUAGUCAAGCUGAUCCAGCUCGGCGGGCUGCGGGCGGACUUGGGGAGACAGACAAACAUACAGAGAGAGAGAGAGGGGCAGAGGCAGCCCGGGAUCCGAUCGGGCGGUCGAUGCUACGGCCGGUGGCGGGCGUCGUCGGGGCAUGGCUAGCCAGGCUGCGCGGCGAGGAGGCGCGAUGAGACCACCGAGCAGCGGCGUGCGCACGGCGGCCGCGCGGCCGCCGGCCGCCUCGUUCCUGCUGGCCACGGCGGCCACGGCGGCGCUCGUCGGAGGGUUCUACUUCUGGUUGGUGGUCUCGUCGUUCCGGCUCCCCGACUCGGGCGCCGUCGGGUGCCGCCCCGACGGCGAGGGGUCGUGGGCGGUCGGCAUGUUCUACGGCAGCAGCCCCCUCGCGCUCCGUCCCAUCGAGCUGGAAGGGAGGAGCAAUGGCAACAGCUCGGCGUGGCCGGUGGCGAACCCCGUCCUGACCUGCGGGACUGCGACGGAGGCGGGGUACCCGAGCAACUUUGUCGCCGACCCGUUCCUCUACGUCGAGGGGGACACACUAUUUAUUUUCUUUGAAACAAAAACAACAACCUCAAUGCAAGGUGAUAUUGGAGUUGCAAGAAGCUUCGACCAAGGUGCAACGUGGGAAUUUCUUGGCAUUGCACUAGAUGAGGCAUGGCAUCUGUCAUAUCCUUUUGUGUUCAAGUAUGAGAACGAGAUUUAUAUGAUGCCAGAGGGAAACAAGAAGAAGGAGCUGCGCCUUUAUCGUGCUACUAAGUUUCCCCUCGAAUGGACAUUGGAGAAGGUUCUUGUCAAUAAGCCACUUAUUGAUGCCUCGUUAGUCCAAUUUGAGGGAUACUGGUGGCUAUUUGCAUCUGAUUUUACACGGUAUGGUGUUGAGAAGAAUGCGGAGCUUGAGAUUUGGUACAGCAAUUCUCCUCUUGGUCCUUGGACUGAGCACAAGAAAAAUCCUAUCUACAAAUCAGACAAAAGUUUGGGAGCUCGAAAUGGUGGGAGACUCUUCAUUUUUGAAGGGUCAUUAUAUCGCCCCGGCCAGGAUUGCAGUGGUACUUAUGGCCGGAUGGUUAAGUUGCACAAGGUUGAAAAGCUAAGCAAGGAGGAAUACAAAGAGGUCCCUGUAAAUCUUGGGAUAGAGGAGCCAAAGAAAGGGAGAAAUGCAUGGAAUGGCAUGAGGUACCAUCACAUGGAUGCACAACAACUCGCAUCUGGUGGAUGGAUUGCUGUAAUGGAUGGUGAUCGAGUUCCUUCAGGUGAUUCAACCAGACGCUCUCUCAUUGGUUACUUAGCUUUCCUGUUGGCCAGUGCCCUUGUCGUUUUUGUGGGUUUUAUGAAAGGUGCAAUCAGUUGUUACGUUCCUCCCAGUUUAUGGGUUCCUCUCACAAGGAGAACAGAAUUAUCCCGUAUCUUCUACGUGCACCGCUUCAACCAGAAAGUCCGCAGAUAUUCUACCAGCAUCAGCAGAUAUAUCUCUGCUGCUAAAACCAAGCUCAGCGAAAAGACUUGGUCCAACGUGCUUUUCUUCUGUGUAGUUGCUCUAUUUGGUGCCAUAAAUGUCUGCAUUGCCGUGCAUUUCUUAUGUGGCGGCAAUGGCGCUGAAGAGGCGUACACAUAUCAAGGGCAACACUCCCAGUUUACGAUGAUCACAAUGACAUAUGAAGCCCGUCUCUGGAAUUUGAAAGUGUUCAUCGAACACUACUCUAGAUGUGAAUCGGUUAGGGAGAUAGUUGUUGUUUGGAACAAAGGUAACCCUCCAAGUAGUGACGCGUUUGACUCCACUGUGCCUGUGAGGAUACGGGUCGAGGAGACCAAUUCUCUUAACAACAGAUUUAGGGUGGAUCCUCUGAUAAAGACCAGAGCUGUUCUUGAACUGGACGAUGAUAUCAUGAUGACUUGCACCGACUUAGAGAAAGGAUUUAGGGUCUGGAGAGAACACCCUGAGCGGAUGGUGGGCUUCUACCCCCGGAUGAUAGAUGGCAACCCUAUGCAGUACAGGAAUGAGAGGUACGCUAGGGGUAAGAAUGGAUACAAUCUGAUACUCACAGGUGCUGCCUUCAUGGACAAAGAGUUUGCUUUCAAGACUUACUGGAGCGAGAAGGCUCGUGAGGGGAGGGACUAUGUGCACAAGAACUUCAACUGCGAGGACUUGCUCAUGAAUUUUCUGUAUGCGAAUGCAAGCUCCACCACAAGGACCGUGGAGUACGUCCACCCCGCAUGGGCUAUCGAUACGUCCAAGCUUUCUUCUGUUGCCAUUAGCCGGGACACCCAGAAGCACUAUGACAUCAGAACGCAUUGCUUGGCAAACUUUUCCUCCAUAUAUGGCCCCCUCCCUCAGAAAUGGGAGUUCGGCAUGCGUGAAGACCGUUGGGACAAAUAGGAUGGCGACGGUGGUACACGACGGACAAACACAUGAUGGUGAAACCUUCUCUUUUUUUUUUGUCAAUCCCCUGGAAAGUUUUGUAGCUUCGGGCGAAGGUAUAGGUCCUUGGGGCAGAAGUGCCCCUGGUUUGUGAUGUGCCUAUUAGAUCUGGCUAGAAGCUUAGACCUGAUCAGGAUAGACCAUUGUUCAAAAGUUGAGGAUAGACCAAAGGCAGUGCAGUGUAUGUGUAUGUGAAUUGUGGAAGGCAAAGAGGGAAUUUGAGAACUGCAUAGUGGGUGGAAAGUUUAGACUGUUGGGUUCCCUUCUCUGUAGUUUGUGUACAUCUCUUCCUUUCUAAGAUUCAGCUAGCAUGUUGUGUGAUUAUUUACCGUAAGGAUUCUUUUUACAGCUCGUAGUGUUUAUUAUUUCAGUCUAAUGAGGACUUUCUGAAUCUUUCUUUUCUGAGAUC